Messenger RNA from Ophidiomyces ophidiicola, 1776 nucleotides. RefSeq lists its product as uncharacterized. The coding region runs from base 1 to 1776 and encodes 591 amino acids. The record is from RefSeq and is a predicted model, not a curated record. The transcript is spliced from 3 exons. NCBI's taxonomy places the organism in Eukaryota, Fungi, Ascomycota, Eurotiomycetes, Onygenales, Onygenaceae. Gene Ontology annotation, molecular function: phosphotransferase activity, alcohol group as acceptor; kinase activity. Gene Ontology annotation, biological process: carbohydrate metabolic process.
AUGGAUCCUCGAAACGAAAUUACUGUCCAGAAAGACCAUUUUAUCGGCGUUGAUGUGGGCACUGGAAGUGCGAGGGCCUGUAUUAUUGAUGAUAAGGGCGAUAUCGUUGGCUUAGCCUCGGAGAACAUUGGCUUGUGGCAGCCACAACAGGGAUACUAUGAGCAAUCUACAACCGAUAUAUGGCGGUGUAUUUGCCUUUCUGUACAACGUGCAAUCAGUCAACAUAAUGUAAAUCCGUCAUCUAUCAAGGGAAUUGGUUUUGAUGCUACAUGCUCCCUAGCUGUAUUUGCUGAAGACAGUGACGAACCUGUAUCUGUCACUGGACCAAGUUUUGACACUGAUCGGAAUAUAAUUCUCUGGCUCGAUCACCGACCUGUGGAAGAAACGGAAAAGAUCAAUGCUACGGGUCAUAAUUUACUUCGUUAUGUUGGGGGGAAAAUGUCCAUUGAAAUGGAGAUUCCAAAAGUUCUUUGGCUGAAGAAUAAUAUGCCGAAGGAGCUCUUUGACAGGUGCAAGUUUUAUGACUUAGCAGAUGCCUUGACGCAUUUAGCUACUGGAAAUGAAAAAAGGAGUUUUUGCAGCGUCGUUUGCAAACAGGGAUAUGUCCCAGUGGGCGUUGAUGGUAGCGUUAAAGGUUGGCAGCCAGACUUUUUGCGUAAUAUUGGAUUAGAAGAACUUGCAGAUGAGAAUUUUAAAAGGAUGGGCGGUGUCAAUGGUCAAAAUGGGGAAUAUUUAAGUGCUGGUGAACUUGUUGGUACUCUUUGUGAAAAAGCCGCUGGAGAACUUGGCCUUCCUGUUGGAAUUGCGGUUGGAAGCGGUGUGAUCGACGCAUAUGCAGGGUGGAUUGGCACCGUUGGUGCUAAAGUGCAAUUGAGUGACGAAUUACUCAGCUCCGAUACGGCGAAGAAUGAUAAAUCGCAAGCGUUUACUAGACUGGCGGCUGUAGCGGGCACUUCUACCUGCCAUCUUGCCAUGUCGCCUGAUCCUGUCUUCGUACCGGGAGUUUGGGGUCCAUAUCGCGAUACAAUUAUUCCGGGCUACUGGAUGGCUGAGGGCGGACAGUCAGCAACCGGCGAACUGCUUAAACACGUCAUCGAAACGCACCCUGCCUUUAACCAGGCGCACUCAAUCGCCGAGUCUUACAAUACAAACAUCUACGAGUACCUAAAUGAGCACCUUAAAGAACUGGUUUCUGAGUUCAAUGCACCCGCCAUUUCUUACCUGGGCAAACAUUUCUUUUUCUAUGGUGACUUGUUCGGAAACCGUUCACCCAUCGCAGAUCCAAAUAUGUCUGGGUCUGUCAUUGGGCUUUCGAGUGACAAAUCUGUGAGCGGGCUCGCUCUCUACUAUUACGCCACUCUCGAGUUCAUCGCCUUGCAAACACGUCAGAUUGUAGAGGCCAUGAACAAAGCGGGCCACCACCUCACGUCCAUAUUCAUGUCAGGCUCCCAGUGCCAGAAUGAUAUCCUUAUGUCUCUUAUCGCGUCAGCAUGUGACAUGCCGGUUUUGAUCCCUCGAUACGUGCACGCCGCCGUAUGCCAUGGUGCAGCAAUGCUAGGCGCCAAAGCUGCUAGUGCAGACCCGGAGGGAAAGACUGAAGACCUAUGGGAUAUUAUGGAUCGGAUGAGCAAACCAGGUAAAGCAGUUCAUCCGACCAAGGAUAAGUUUGAGAAGGCGCUUCUGGAUAUGAAGUACAACGUAUUUCUUGAGCAGUGUCAUCAGCAGCAGGAAUAUAGAAAGAAUGUGGAUGAGGUAAUUCGAGGCUGGGGCUCGUAA